This is a messenger RNA of Astyanax mexicanus (Mexican tetra), 1165 nucleotides long. RefSeq lists its product as uncharacterized. NCBI's taxonomy places the organism in Eukaryota, Metazoa, Chordata, Actinopteri, Characiformes, Acestrorhamphidae. The transcript has 5 exons. Bases 248 to 1090 code for a protein of 280 amino acids. The record is from RefSeq and is a predicted model, not a curated record.
UUUUGUUUGCGAUUCUGGCACAAACGUUUCGCGUGGGCGGGGUUUUCUAGGGGCUGUCCCCAUUGGCUAAUUGGGUAUUGAGCGGCAGCUCUGUGCUCCGGAAGUUGUUCUGUAAAACGGGCGCGCAAUUUUCAGUGUGGGGGACGCUCUGACCGGCGGCGGCAGCAGCGGCGGAGGCGGACAUCAGAGCACAACAGAUCGAUAAAAACGUAACAACUGGGAGAUCUGAGUAGGACCCGAGACUACCAUGCAGUCCCAGGAACAUGUACUUGAUGAAAUCUUGCAAAGGGUUCAAAGAAGAUUCUCCUUGCUUCUUAGAAAUGAAACGCUUGAUUUGGAUUACCUCAAGACUGUUGCUCAGCAGGAACUUUCCUUGGCAACAGUGGCAUCACAUCACCUGAACGUUCCAGCAGAACUCAUAAACAGUCUACAGGAGUUGAUCAACAUCCUUAGUUUUCCUGUUGAUGCUACUGAUGAAGUAUCAGUAGUAAAUGAGUUAGAUGUUUUUACUGCCACUGUGGGCAAGCUGGGACGGCCACGCCUAGAAAUUGAUAGUGGGGAUCUUCAAAGCCUCCUUUCCACUGAACUUCCUUUAGAAUAUUUAGGCAGGAUGUAUGGUGUUUCACGAAGAACAUUAAACAGGCGGAUGAAAGAACAUGGCCUCUCUGUUCGUGGAUACUAUUCAAAAAUGUCUGAUGAUGAACUUGAUCAUGUUGUGAGAUCAAUAAAAUCAAGAAUGCCCCAUGCUGGGUAUAGACUGGUGAAAGGUGAGCUAUUGGCUAGAGGACAUCGUGUACAGUGGCAUAGGGUGAAGGCUACAAUGCACCGUGUGGACGGAGCAGGAGUUUUAGCCAGGAUGAUACAACUUGGAUUUGUAGCCCGCAGAAGCUACUGUGUUCCUGCACCUUUGUCUUUGGUUCAUGUAGACACCAACCAUAAAUUAAUCAGAUUCAAUAUUGUAAUAUUUGGUGGGAUUGAUGGUUUCUCAAGAAAGAUCCUAUAUCUUGAUGCUGCUGCCAACAACAAAGCCUCAACCGCAUUCUCCUUCUUCUUGGAUGGUGUCUGCAAACAUGGAUGGCCCUCAAGGUAGGAUGCACUGCAAACAUCCCAUUAUUCUUUGUUCAAUUGGACAGCCUAUUUCUGUAUUUAAACAUCUGGAUCUGAA